This is a messenger RNA of Lathyrus oleraceus (garden pea), 1553 nucleotides long. RefSeq lists its product as uncharacterized. Bases 280 to 1197 code for a protein of 305 amino acids. The transcript has 3 exons. Gene Ontology annotation, molecular function: zinc ion binding. Lineage: Eukaryota; Viridiplantae; Streptophyta; Magnoliopsida; Fabales; Fabaceae. The record is from RefSeq and is a predicted model, not a curated record.
CUCUAUUUCUUAUCCUUUGCUUUAUUCACUCUCUCUUACUCAUUCUAUCAAACAUUUCAAAUGCACUCAAUCUCUUGUAUUUUUCUCAUUUUCUCACCAUUUCCCACUUACUUUCUUCACCUAACCUUGCCACUCUUCAAUCAAAAUCCAUAUUAUUGAGCACUGUUUCCAACAACAUCUUCUGGUUCAGUUCAAACAUACCCAGAUUCAGUUUUUUUUUCUCUAGAAUUUUAUAUUUUCAGGUGUGGAUAUAUUUAUUGGAAGGAAUCAAUUGGUGUUAUGGAUCAGGCAACAAGCAAAGGCAGUAGUGAAAUGUUGGAUCAUGCUGAUGAAGGGGUUAAUGAGAAUUCGAGUCAUUUAGUUGAAGGAGUUGCAAUUGAUGCAGGAGCUGGACAUAGCUUGGGUGGUAGGGCUAGUGUAUGCGAUGAUCUUGGAUUGAAUGAGGAGCUAAAGGAGAGAGCUUUAGAAGUUAAGGGUCAGAAUGAGAAUGUUGGUGGUGAUCCUGGAAAAAUCGACGAUGAUUUGCGCGGGUUUGAUCAAGGGACUAGUUAUAAUUCAAGUGAUUUGGUUAAUGGGGAAGCACUUGAGACCCGUGUUGUAAUAGAUUCUUCUGCUCAGGUUGAGUCUGUCGAUGGAGAUAGCCGAAAAUUAGAAGCUAAAACUAAUGAAUCAAGGUUGAACAAGCUAUCGAUUAAAGCACUGAAAGGUGUGUCUGAGACUGAUAAAAAUUCGUGUGUGAUUGAUGUGAAUUGUGGCAACGGCAAAGAUUUUACCGAGAAUUUGGAUGGUGAAACGAUUUGUAGGAUUUGCCAUCUGGCAUCUGGGCAACCAUUAGAAGAAACUGCUGUUGGAACUCCAAAUAGUGCUGAUGAUAAAACAGGUUUGAUUAUGCUUGGUUGUGCAUGUAAAGACGAGUUAGGAAUUGCGCACAGUCAUUGCGCUGAGGCAUGGUUCAAGAUUAAAGGAAACAGGAUAUGCGAAAUAUGCGGUGAGACUGCAAAGAAUGUUCCCGAUGUUAUUAAUAACGGAUUUAUGGAAGAAUGGUGUGAAAGUGGAUUCAUCGACAGUGGCAGCACUAGCAACUCACCGCGCGGGUUGGUUGGAUGCUGGCGCGGGCAACCGUUCUGCAACUUCUUGAUGGCGUGCCUGGUAAUAGGUUUUGUUCUACCAUGGUUCUUUCGUGUAAAAAUGUUCUAGCUUCGGAUUCAAAAACUAUUCUUCCCUGUCUAUAUGAUGAGUACAUCAUUGAUUCGUGGCACGUAUUUAUUUAAAGAAGUCGCAUUGCGUCGCAAUUAACCAACCACGUUCAAGGAAGUUAGCAGGCAUGGCAAGUUAUGGCAAGAUUGCUUCGUUGAUGAAGAAUUCUUUGGAUUGGAGUGGUUACUAUGUUCUGAAUAUAGAUUGCUUUAGGUAGAAGAGAAAAUAAGAUAUUUUGCUUGUGACUUGAUGUUGUAUAGAAACAAUAUAUAAUUUGCCUCAAAACAAGCAAACAGAAACAAUAUCCAAUGUCUUAUGGUUGUCAUCAAUGUUUAUAUUUCCUCCUUUUUUGUUUA